GCGGUUAGCAUCUAAUUUGUUGCAUUACCGCCACCUAAUAGACUGGAGUACAACUCCCUGAAACUUUACUUAAAGAAAAAUGUACUAAAUAAAUACCCUACCAUCUAACACUAUACUCACAAAUUUCAAAAUUAUAUAAAAUAAAAUGAACACCCCCCUACUCUUAAUUAAAUGCAUUUACUCCUACAUCAUGCCAUCACCCUGACAGGAUGGGACAUCACCACACAUACUGUAACUCUUCUGCUGUCAAGUCUCGCACACUCAAAUACCUCAGCAGAGCUGCCACCACAACCUCAAUUUUCUGAGUCUUCCGGUCCAUCCCUGCAGUACAAUUGAUAACCAUUGCUUUAAAUGCUAAAAUUCCAAUCUUACUGAAAUGUAUUUCACUUUUUGGCCUAUCCCUCUGUAUUGGUAUAUCUCUACUACUCUCACCACUCCUUCCCCUUAACCCAUCUUCCUCUACUUUCUUCACUACCUCAGCAUGACAACUUCUGCUUUACUCUAACCCUGGAAACCUCAACUUGCCUCUCUUGCACGGGACAUUUCUGAUCCCCAGCUCCAUGGGCACCCCUACAAUUAACACAUUCCACUACUUUCCCAAUUAACACAUUCCUUUGUCUCAUGCCCUUCUGCACAUUUCUCACACAAUGGACCCUCCCUCCUAAACACUAAGGCCACGUGCCCAUAAGCUUGACACCUGUAACAUCUUAAUGUAUUCGGCACAUACACUCAUACAGGAUAACUUGUAUCCUAACUUCACUUUGUCAGGCAAAGACUCAACUUCAAAACUCAAGAGAACAGACAAUGAAUCUUGUUUCCCCGCUCUCGCCACCCUGUCUGCGUCGCGUCAAACGAUGAGCAUCACAUACACCGGGAAUCUUUGCACCCAGCUGGUCAACAUUUAUAUCUACUGCUACCUCAGUUAUCACUCCUUUCAUUGGUGCCCUUUUCUUGAGAACGAAACAAUUAACUUUUCUUGCCCCCAUUCGAUUUACUUCGAGCGCAUUCUUCCUCUGCCCAACAGAAAUACAAACAAUUAUCACUAGACCACUUCUAGUUACCUUCACCGAUUCCACAUGACCCAACUCUUUUUUUCACCCACCACGAAACCACAAAUUAAUCAGCCAAAGGGCAAGAGUCCAGGAACUUUACUCCUACUGUCAGACUCUUCUUCAUCCUGAUCCUUGGUGCAUACCUCGGUCUCCGAUAACUUUACCCUCAUUCACUUCCAUUUAUCCUCCUGUCUUCAGCUCCCUCUGCUUACACUUUCUACCAUUCUUCUUUGACAAACCAACUCCCUUUUUUCCACCAUUUUUAUCCAACUCAAGCUCACUAUUUUAGACCUCUUCUACCUCUCUUUUCCCCUCCAUCUCCAUUCCUCCUGUUUUCCAAGUACACGUCUCCUCAUGAUAAUACUACCACUCCAUCCCUGACACCCAUCUUGUACUUGCUUUCUCUAUGGACUCAAUUUUACUCUUCCGGAGUCCCUGAUCUAUGUCAUAUCGCUGUCUACCUUUAAAACAUACAACAUAAAAUCAAAACAAAUAUCAAUUAAUUAUUUUCACUUUUAGAAACGCAUGUUUGAUAAUUAACUAAGAUAUAUUGAUUGUUGUUAACUGUGCAUACUUUCUAGCAUUUUUACUUUCAUAAUUAAUUUAGUUUACUGGACACAAUGAGAACGGAUGACAACUCUUAUUUUGAAAGAGUGACAAAAUCCAGAAGUAGCAUCACGUCACGUGAUUAAGAGGAUAUUUAAGCUCCUGGCGCGAGUUGGCGAGAAAGGAAAGUGACUUCCGAGAAAUAAAGAAGUAAACCAAUCUGAUCCCACUCGGGAAGCUGCCAAAACUGUCUUGUCAAUAAAAUGUCCCUUAGGAAAAUGAAACCUGGGAAUAAAGCCUCUGCGAACAUAAAGAGCUUUUUUGGUGGAUCCAUUCAAGACAUGGGACCUUCAAGGAAAACUCUGCAAGUCCUCCAGCAAGCUGCAGUCAAUAAGAACCUUGGCAGAGUAAUGCUGGGGGUUCCCAAAAGAAAACAGUGGAACGCAGAACAAGGGAAGGGCUCAAAGAGGGUGAAGGCUGAAGUUGCCGUCAAAUCUAUAAACACAGAAAAUGAAAAUCUACCUGAUGGCGUUACCAAGGAGGCCUAUGAACUAAUGGUCAAAGAAACCCCUCCCUCCUCUUACUGGAAGGAGGUAGCUGAGGAGAGGCGAAAAGCGCUCUACAACGUUCUCCAGGAGAAUGAGAAAUUGCACAAAGACAUUGAUGCCAAGGAUGAGCAGAUAGUGCAACUGAAGACAGAGAAUGAUGAGCUUCAGGAGCUGGCCCAGCACAUACAUCACAUGGCUGACAUGAUAGAGAGGUUGACUGGAAAGAGUCCGGAAAGUCUGGAUGACUUGAGAGAGAUCACCCUUGGUACCGAAGAUGAGUUGAAAGAGCUAGAUGAAUCUGAUGACCAAUGUACCAGCAGUGAUUUCACACCCGGGGCUGAUGUCUUGGAUGAUGUCACAGAACAACAGGAAGAUGAACCCUCAGAGGAUGAUUGCGUGACAGAACUGGUGCACUGAAAAUCCGCUUUGCGAGAUAUCUGGACUGUUAUGGACUUGCCAUUCUGGCACUGAUGCCUGUAGUUGCUUUAUAUAUUUUCUCUGCUUGCAUCUGAAGAGAUUCUUGUGCCUUAUUUGUGUGAUUUUUAUUUUGAUUAACCACAACAGCUUACCACCCAAUUUAUGGAAAGGGAAGUUUCCCUUGUUUUUAUCUUUGCUGUUUAAAUCUAUUUGUGUUAACCAAUGUUUGAGAUGGUCAUUAUAGUGCUGUUUUAAUGCACUCUGUACAUAUGCUUCAGGACUUCUGUGAAAUAAACAUAUUUUUUUUUA
Messenger RNA from Salvelinus fontinalis (brook trout), 2872 nucleotides. RefSeq names its product geminin-like. Bases 1862 to 2563 code for a protein of 233 amino acids. Gene Ontology annotation, biological process: negative regulation of DNA replication; negative regulation of cell cycle. Lineage: Eukaryota; Metazoa; Chordata; Actinopteri; Salmoniformes; Salmonidae. The record is from RefSeq and is a predicted model, not a curated record. The transcript has 7 exons. Gene Ontology annotation, cellular component: nucleus.